Parastagonospora nodorum SN15 is the source of this 970-nucleotide messenger RNA. RefSeq lists its product as hypothetical. The transcript has a single exon. Bases 1 to 933 code for a protein of 310 amino acids. The record is from RefSeq and is a predicted model, not a curated record. Gene Ontology annotation, biological process: mitochondrial citrate transmembrane transport. NCBI's taxonomy places the organism in Eukaryota, Fungi, Ascomycota, Dothideomycetes, Pleosporales, Phaeosphaeriaceae.
AUGAGCGCCUCACUCGCCACUUCGCCGGUUGACACAAGACCAACUUCGAUACAGAUCAACACAACACCAAAGAAGACCUCGGUAAAACAAAGUCCGACUGCCAUAGUAUCGCUACUUUCUGGCGCCAUUGCUGGAGGUGUUGAAGCCACGGCGACCUAUCCUUUUGAGUUUGCCAAAACCAGAGCACAGUUACAAGCGAGCACAACCGGUUCGCGGAAUCCUUUUGCAGUCAUUGCCAACGUCGCAAAAAGUGAUGGCAUUGGAGCGAUUUACACUGGAUGCUCUACAUUGAUUGUGGGCACAGCUUUCAAGGCCGGCGUUCGAUUUCUCUCUUUCGAUUCCAUCCGCGCCCGUCUAGCCGAUGAACGGGGGGUACUUUCUCCAGCGCGAGGACUGCUGGCGGGAAUGAUGGCCGGCGCAGUGGAAAGUGUGGUGGCUGUUACACCAACCGAGCGCGUCAAGACCGCUCUCAUCGACAACGCAAAGAGCAGUACCAAGCUUUACAAUGGAGGCUUCCAUGCGACCAAAGUCAUCCUCCAAACACACGGGAUAGCCGGGUUAUACCGAGGUCUGGUUUCCACCACCAUGAAGCAAUCGGCCACUUCUGCUGUCCGCAUGGGCUCAUAUAAUGUCCUGAAAGAGUUUGCGCGUCGGAAAAACCUACCACAAAACAGCGCUGUGACUUUUGGAUUGGGCGCAAUUGCUGGAACUAUCACUGUUUAUGCGACACAGCCUUUCGACACUAUCAAGACGAGGGCGCAGAGUGCAAAAGGUGCAACUACAGGCGAGGCAUUUCGAAGUGUGAUGCAAAGCUCAGGAGUACGAGGAUUCUGGAGCGGCAGCACUAUGCGCUUAGGAAGACUGGUCUUCAGUGGCGGAAUCGUGUUCACAGUAUAUGAGAAGGUUGCUUCUCUUUUGACUCCUUCUCAGUAGCAUUUUAGUAUACAAAUAUACCCAGUUUUUUUUUGAA